Pseudo-nitzschia multistriata is the source of this 2905-nucleotide messenger RNA. Lineage: Eukaryota; Bacillariophyta; Bacillariophyceae; Bacillariales; Bacillariaceae. The record is from the annotation of a GenBank genome assembly.
UGACCAAACCCCGAUUUUUGAAUUUCCGUCCCUAGUCCUGCUGCAAAGCGAGAAAACGAGCUUCGUCCCUCUCUCGUCUUUUUGGCAACGUUGGCAGUCCAGCAAUAUAGACGACGCAACAGGGCACGAACACCGGCUCUAGAACAAGGCAACGAGUGCAGCCAAACCACGGCGGGAUAUCGGUGCAAUCGAAUCAAACAGCAAUGUUUUUUGCGGCCCCGCACGAUUCGUUCGAGGACGGUGAUGACCAGCAGGGGCCACUGUUACCACACGGCUCGGACCCACGCGGUGGCAACCACCUGCUGGCCCUCCGGAGGCUCCUCUACCGGAUGGAGCGGCACGAAAUCUUACCGGCGGGAGGCGGUGCCCACGACGGCGACGAAAACGACGGCCUUUGGCAACAACAGCAGCAGCAGCAACAACAACAAAAACUGCAGCCCUGGCACUCCCUGCGGAUCCGCGCCGACCUGUGCCAGGACCUCUGGAAGGCCGUCGCGAACGAUCACCUCGAAUCGGAAGGAAGCGGCGGCGGAAACGGCGACACCCUUCGGCUCGAGAGGGCCGGCUACCUGGAGCUCUCGGAGCGGGUCGACCGGGCCUGCAAGCGGGCCUACCUGCUGGCGGACCGGGCCGAGGAGGAGGCAUGCAGCGGGGGCGUUCCGGACCUGGUCGACCAGCUCUUUGGCAGCGACGGAGAAAACGAAAACGUCGACGACGAGGACAACGACGGUGCCUCGGAGGCGGAAGGAGGGCCGCAGACGCAAGAACACGGGGACGAGAACGAUUUCUACGACGAGUUCGAGGACGACGACGGAGACGAGGAGGAAUCCUCCAAGGCGUCUUCUCCGGAAGAACCCGGGGCCAGCCAAGGGCGCAAGAGCCGGAGAAACACCACCCCCACCGCCAGCACCACCCAGGAACUCCAGAAGGCCCAGCGGGAGCAGAUCGAAAAGGCCAUUGCCACGAUGGCCCGCCAGAUGAAGGAAUCCACGCAGGGGAUCCACAACCGCCUGCAGGAACAGACCGGGACGACCCUCGACGAGCUGGAAACGGUGGCGGAACAAAACGUGGCGGACGUUUCCAGGGUGGCCGAAACCGUUGCCUCCCACAACACCAGGGCGGCCGGGAGCCGGUGGGGCUCCCUUGCCACGAUGGUCUUCCUGGUUGGCCUCUUUGCGGUGACGCUCCUGACCGUCUUUGCCGUUCCAAAGUCCCCCGAUGCGGACCUUUCCAGGAUCCUCUUUGCCAGGGAGGCCGACGGGGUGACCCCCAGGAGCCCGGCCGUCCGCCUCUUGAAAUCCGCCCUCACGAGGGUCCGCGGGCUCGUCGCGGGAGACGAUGACGACGCUUACGGCGACGAUCCGGGCGAACCCUACGACGACGACGAGCGGUACAACGAGCUGCGCUACGAGGAACAACGAGAACAGCAGCGGUUGGAGAAGGAGCGGCUGGAGGAGCUCGUCCGGGACAUGAAGCGACAAAAGCGGACCGCUCGGAAACCACCACAGCAGGAAGACCACAGAGUCAAAGAAGACGACGACGAAGAUGAAGAAGACGACGACGACGACGACGACGGGGUUGCCGAAGCUGAACUCCCCGAAAGCGAUGCCGGCUCGCCCCUCCGGGACCCACCGCAAGCACCAAAACGCGAACACCAGCAGCAACAGAAACAACAACAACAAGAGGAAGAGGAAGUCGACCCCGAAGAAGAAGAAGAAAGCGACGACGGCGACGAUGACGACGAGCUCAACGGAAGUUAUGACGACGAUGAUUAUAAUGAAGAAUUCGAGGAAAAGGACGAGGAUGGUAGUCACGAAGAAGACGAAGAGCGCUACAAAAGCGAGGAGGGCGGCGACGAAAACGUAGAACAAACAAUACAAAACCAGGAAUCACCGAAAACAGAACCACUGGAAGAAGACGAAGAAACAGAAAUCGAAGAAGAUGAGGACGAUGACGAUGACUAUCUUGAAGACGAAGACGAACCCGACAAUCCUUGGGGGAUCAAGCCCAUUGACGAUAAAGAGGAACUUCGUCUGCAACAACAACAACAGCAACAACAACAGCACCAAGAGCGAGAACAGUCUACCAGGCAACAGCGCAGGCAGCAACGCCGCCAGGACAAGCAACAACGAGGUGCCGAACCAACACGGGCCGAGGUCAGCGUCGACGACAUUCUCGCCUCCCUACAGCAGCAGCAACAGCAGGCCCCGGGAGAGCCGCUGGUCUCGGCGGGCGGCCCCCCCUCGGCGUCGGAGAAGGAUGCCCCGGGCAGCGGGUUUCGCCGCGACGGGAUCGCCACCCAGCAGAUCGCUCCCCAGGAGCUGCGGAUCGCCGCGGCCUCCAACGACCUUGCCUCCCUCGAGCGGUACCUGGACGUGGCACCGCAGCACGCCAACCGGCAGGACAAGCGUGGAUGGACGGCCCUGCACUACGCCUCGCACCACGGGAACCUCGGCGCCGUCCGGCUUCUCCUCGGGCACGGCGAUGGCGAAAGCGAGUGGGAGAUCGACGCCGGAAUCAAGUCGUUCGACGAGACCCCGCAGACGGCCUUUGACGUGGCGCUCGCGGUCCACGGGAUCGACCACCCGGUUGCCCGGGCCUUUGUCGAGUCCGGCUGGCACGACGGCGGCGAAAGCGACGAACGGGUUCGCCGGGUCCUCGACGAAAAGAAGCGCCGCGACGAAAAGGACAAGCGCCUGGCCGACAAGGCGGAGCGGGAGCGGCUCGCCAUCCAGCAGAAACGAGACAGGAUGUUUGGGGACCUCUCCCGCUACCGGGCCAUCAACAAGAACGGCGGCGACCUGGACGACGACGGAGAGAACGAAAGCGAGGUCGAGCUCCGGCGGAAACGCCUCGACGCCCUCCUCGGCGGCGAGCUCUAGAGCGUAACGCUAUAACUCUUUUU